Molecule: messenger RNA, 5089 nt
Organism: Anopheles bellator
Lineage: Eukaryota; Metazoa; Arthropoda; Insecta; Diptera; Culicidae
Gene: MED14
Product: mediator of RNA polymerase II transcription subunit 14
Exons: 6
Coding region: 1-4920 (1639 amino acids)
Biological process (GO): regulation of transcription by RNA polymerase II
Cellular component (GO): mediator complex; core mediator complex
Molecular function (GO): transcription coregulator activity
Source: RefSeq, a predicted model, not a curated record
AUGGCUCCGCAACCGCUGGAACAGGGUGGAGCGGUGACCAGCUUCAUCCCCACGGGGCAGGAGAUGGCGCAGCGGCAGAACCUCAUCCCGUUGGGUCGUUUGAUCGAUUUCAUCAUCCAACGGACCUACCACGAGCUAACGGUUCUCGCAGAGCUGUUACCACGCAAAACGGAUAUGGAUCGGAAGAUUGAGAUCUACAAUUUUUCCGCCAGCACACGGCAGCUGUUCAUUCGGUUGCUGGCACUGGUGAAGUGGGCCAACUCGGCCUCGAAGGUCGACAAGUCGGCCAAAAUAAUGGGCUUCCUGGACAAACAGUCGAUGCUGUUCAUCGACACGGCGGACAUGCUGUCGCGGGUGGCCCGUGAAACCCUCGUGCACGCGCGGCUUCCGAACUUUCACAUUCCGGCGGCGGUCGAAAUCCUGACCACCGGAUCCUACUCCCGGCUGCCGUCGAUCAUACGCGAGCGCAUCGUGCCGCCGGAUCCGAUUACGCCGGCCGAGAAACGCCAAACGCUGCAGCGGCUCAACCAGGUCAUCCAGCACCGGCUGGUGACGGGGAAUCUGUUGCCGCAGCUACGAAAGUUUCGCAUCGAGAAUGGGCGCGUCACGUUCAAGGUGGACCACGAGUUUGAGGUAUCGCUGACAGUGAUGGGUGAUGCGCCGACUGUCCCGUGGCGCCUCCUGGACAUUGAUUUUCUCGUGGAGGACAAGGAAACGGGCGACGGGAAGGCGUUGGUCCACCCGCUGCAGGUGAACUACAUCCACCAGCUGAUCCAGGGCCGGAUCGUUGACUGCAUCGAUGCGCUGGCCGAAGUGUACUCGUGUCUGCACUACUUCUGCCAAUCGCUGCAGCUCGAGGUGCUUUACACGCAAACGCUCCGCCUGAUACGGGACCGGCUGGACGACCACAUUCACGUGGACGAGUAUAUCGUGGGUUCGAAGCUAACCGUUUCCUACUGGCGCGAGCUAACGAACAAGGACCCAAAAUCGGAGCUCGGCUACCGGUUGACCAUCCAGACAGAUCCGAACGAUUGCUCCAAACAGCUGGCCAUUCUGCACGUGCCCUCGAUCGGUAGCAAGGAAGCGGACAUUGCCGAUCGCGCCGUUCGUUCGGAUCUGCUCUCAAUGGAGCGGCUGCUCGUGCACACGGUCUACGUACGCUCGUUGGCCCGUUUGAACGACGUCAAGACGGAGCUGCAACACUUCCUGAAGGACGUGGAGUACAACAUUCACGGCACACCGGCCAUGCUGACGGUGCCGGUGUUGAAUCCGUGCCUACGGGCCGAGCACAUCUACAUUACAGUCGACACGCACACCGGUAUGCUGCGAUGUCACGUUCCGAAGCACCUGGACUGUCCCAUCAUGCCCGACAUGCAGCACGCCCUGAACAACGAUUGGUCCAAGCUGCAGCAUCUGAUCUCGGAGCUCCGCUACUGGAUCACGCAGCGACGGUGCGAGAAGACUCUGCAGCACCUACCGGCGACCACGCAGGACCGCUUGCCGUUGGUCUUUCCGCCGAAUCAUCCGAUCACACGCAUGGGACCACACAAAGUAUUCAUUCAACUUUACCGCCAUGCCAACGUCAUCCUGAUUGUGGAGCUGAAAGAGAAGAAAAGUUGCCCAAACGAAAUGACCUACUCCUUCUACGUGGUGCUCGUGAAACCAUCGUCCGUUGAGGAGGGACAAACGGGACUCCCAGAUGCCCCACAAGGGGCUGGUUCGGGCCCAAAUGAAACGGGUGCAGCCGGUAUGCCCAAAUUGUAUCUUCGCGUUUUGUCGCUGAUCGAGUUCGAUACGUUCGUGGCGACGCACGGUCCAGGGACACCGAUUGACGAGACGCCAGCCGUCGGGUGCAGCAAGCGCAAACUUCAAUCGACCGAACUGGCGUUGAGCGCUUUGGGGCCGCCGAUGAAGCAACAGAAAACCAUCUAUCCGGCGUACUUUAUCCCAGAACUGGCUCACGUCGUGGCGAUGUGCGACGAAAAGCUACCUUUCGUGGCACUGGCGAAAGAGUUCUCUAACCGGCGCAUACCGCACGGUGGCCUGCAGGUGGAAGCGAAUGCCACAUCGCUGGUGCUGAAGCUACUGACGUUGCCUCAACCCAAACCGCCCCAAAUCCCGGCAACGGCGCAACAAACCCAACAUGGGUCACAAUCUCAACAGCACUCGCACCCAGCGCAGCAAGGCUCGGCCACCGGACCGGACGGGAAGCCAGUGGGCGAACCGAAAACCGUUCACGUCCCACCGAUCGACAAGCAGGUGUGGAAUGCACUUCUCAAACGCCUGCUCUCGGUAUCGGUCCGGGCGCAGGUUAACAAGAGCAACCAGACACGUCUCUGGACGACGGAACUCGUAUUCUACGGGUCCCCGCUGCCCAGCCUGCACCACAAAGAGCAGGGUAUGCGCCGGGCCGUCUAUCUGCAGUACGAAAUGCUGCCCGUUGACUCGGUCGCCAAGGUGGUCGAUCUACUGCUGAACGAUUGGUCGAAGAUCGUCUACCUCUACACGCUCGUGCACGAGUUUCACGAGCAGUUGGGCAACGAAAAGUACAAUCUGCAGAGCAUGGUGACGAUCAAGUCGUACAGCUACACGAACCUGCUGCUGGCGUACGGCCCAAAGAAGGAGGUGAACGUGAACAUCUGCUGGGACACGGAGGCGAAAGAGUUUAAGCUCGUGUUCACCGGUGGCAACAGUGCGAUCAAUGCGCACUCUAUGAUGCGCGAUCAGCUGCAGGCCCACCUGAACCACAACUACAACCUGGCGCAGAUCGUGCACAUGCUGCACGAAACGUACCAACCGCUCAGCUCGAUCGCCAAGCUGCCGAUCAUCCCGCACCUUGCCAUCCUGCAGUCGCCCAAGAUUCCGGUUCUCUCGUUCUGCAUCAUCCCACAGUCGCCCACGUUGCUGCGGAUCUCGUUUCAAGGCGUUUACUGUCUCGAGGUGCGCUUCCGGGGCGGCGGACUGUGUACGGUCCGGGACGGAGCGUACAGUCGCUUCGAUCGUACGCACGUCGUCGAGGAGUUUACCCCGACGCAGGGCCUGAAAGGGUUCCUCUCGAAGUACGUCGACGAGUCGGCCGUCUUCCGGAGACGCUCCCAAUCGGAAGACGAUAAUCCUCCUUCGCCCGUCACGAUGGAAGAUCCGUCCCAUGCCGCUGCCGCCGGUGGUGGCGGUGCAGUCGGAAGCGGAUCGGUUGGAUCGAACACUUUUCUCGGUGGCGGAACAGGUGGCAUGCGCGGUCCACAGAGUCCCCGUGAUCCGGGGUUGCGCUUCGCGGCACCCCUCACGCCGCCCACCGGUUCCAAUCCUCACACACCGGCCAGUCCGCACCCGAUCGGUGGCGGUGGUGGAGCUGGGACAGGUGGCGGACCCGGUGGACAGGGUGGUGGCCCUGGCAGCGGACAGGGUGGCCAGGGUGGUCAUAUGAACAAUUUCAACAUGACCUCCCCACCGGCCUCGCACAUGCCACACCCUUCGCCGAGUGGUGGCGGAUUGAUGCCAUCGUCGCCACUGAACGCCCAGCCCAGCCCGAUGGCGGCCCAUUCACCGGGACCAAGUAAUCUCGCGUACAUGCAGGGUGCCCACACCGACGGCAGCCCAUUUGCGGCCCUCUCCCCGGCCGCCUCCAACUGGCCCGGCUCCCCCGGAAUGCCACGCCCGUCACCAAGGCCUGGUCAGAGCCCGGAACACAAAGCCCAAACGCCUCACCAUUACACGUCGCGCGUCAUUCCGGCGCGAUCGUGGGCCGGAGCCAUUCCGACGCUGUUGACCUACGAAGCGCUCGAUACGCUUUGCCGUGCGACGCCACAUCCGCAGAAGGAAAUUCCCGGCCCAGAGCUGAGCCCUCUCGAGCGUUUCCUCGGCUCGGUCUUUAUGCGUCGCCAGCUGCAGCGCAUCAUUCAUCAGGAAGACAGCUUGAUGGCAAUCACGUCGAACGAACCGGGGGUCGUGGUAUUUAAAGCGGACUGUCUGCAGUACCAGGUGUUCCUGAACCCGAACCACAUGCAAUCGUUGCACCUGAAGGCGAUUCAGCUGCCGACGAUGGGCGGCGGGAACCCGAUGAUGGACGGCAAACCGGUGCCGUACCAGUGGGCGGUGGAAGAUUUGCAAGUUCUCGAACAGUUCUUCGACCAACGGGUUGCGGCCCCACCGUACCGGCCGGCGGUUAUGACGAGCUUUACGCGAAUGCUCAAUCUUCCGGCGAAGGUGCUGAUGGAUUUUAUCCAAAUUAUGCGACUCGAUCUGAUGCCCGAGCUGGGGCAGGGCAACAAGUGGAACGUGCAGUUCGUUCUACGCAUGCCACCGUCGGCCACACCGAUCGUGCCGGUCGGCACGACGACCAUCCUGUCCCACCGCCAAAAGAUUCUGUUCUUCAUCCAGAUCACGCGCAUCCCCUAUCUGCCGAACAUGGAGUGGAAGGACGCGGUCACGAUGCUGCUCCCGAUGGUGUACGAUAUGAACAUGAACCACACCACGCUGGCCGAGCGGCGAGAGCCCAUGCCACCGCAGCUGACCAGUGCGGUCAGUGCCCACUUGCGCCGCUUUUCCGAGUGCUCCGUGCUGCAGCAGGGCGAAUGUUCGCUCUUUCCUGCCGUACGGGACCUUCUGCUGACGCUGACGCUUCCAAACGAACCGCCUGUGCCGGGGCAGAUGCCAAUUCAGCUCGGUGGUGUCAUGCAGCAGGGUGGCGGUCCGGGCGGACCGGGUGUACCGAUGGGAGGACCGAAUGCCGUUCCUCCGUCACAGGUUGUCCCGCAAGUCGGUUCCAGCCCCAACCCGAUGAUGCACUCACCGAUGCAACAGCAGCAGAUGGGUGCCGGCGGCCAACCAGGUGGCAAUUACGGUGGAAUGGUCGGUGGAGGCGGUGGAGGACCGCCGGGUGGCGUGGGCCCCGGAGUUGGUGGACCGGGUGUCCCUUGAAAGUUGUAUAAAAACCGAAUGGAAAACGAAUUCAACAUUUGAAAUUGAUUUGUAAAAUAUACCAAACAUACGAUAGCACGAUUUACAUACCGUUUUGCGUUUGUGAAAAGAACUUAAAUUGUUGAAUGGUGACCGGGAAUCGGGAGCUUUGGCAUCCUCACGAGGGUUU